AUGGGAAGGACCAUCUUUCAGAGUGCGUGUGGCGCAAGCUUCGGGAACGUUACCAUCUCGGACCUUGACUACGCCGAUGAUGUGGCCAUUCUUGCAGAGAUCAUGCAGGCCCUUCACCUUGCACUCCAAAUCAUGGACUCAGAAACCAGACCUCUUGGACUGCAGAUCAGCUGGCAGAAAACAAAGGUCCAGAGUCUGAGUGACUACCAACUCCCUCCUACCAACCUCAUGAUCGAGUCCAACACCGUAGAAGUGGUGGAUAAGUUCACCUACUUAGGAAGUACCAUCUCCUCCGACUGUAGAAACACCGCCGACAUCAAGAUCCGUAUCGGCCGCUCGUCUGCAGCAAUGGCUAGUCUUAGCCACAUCUGGUCCAAUCCCCGGAUCUCCACUGACACCAAGAUCAGGCUCUAUAACAGCUUAGUGCUCUCUGUCCUACUCUAUGGUGCAGAGGAGCGCCAUCUGGACACCUUUGACCAAAAGUGCCUGCGGAGGAUCCUUGGCUUCCGCUGGUAUGACUUCGUCUCCAACUCCACGGUACGCCAAAGAACUGGUCAGCCGCCCGUCUCCCAUAAGAUCAGACAGGCCCGCCUGCGACUCUUUGGCCACCUAGCCAGAGCCGACCCCCCCCUGGAAGCUGCCAGUCUACUGAGGGCAACCACGCCUGCAGGCUGGUCCAGACCCAGAGGCAGACCCAGACGUAGGUGGGGAGACCAGCUGAAUGCAGACUUCAGCACAGUGGGCCUUGAUGUAGCCACAGCCUGGCAGAGGGCGCAGGACAGAACUGGCUGGGAGACAACUUGGAGAGGCGCAACGCUCCCCGGAGCAUGCGUUCCUGAGUGA
Branchiostoma belcheri (Belcher's lancelet) is the source of this 843-nucleotide messenger RNA. RefSeq lists its product as uncharacterized. Lineage: Eukaryota; Metazoa; Chordata; Leptocardii; Amphioxiformes; Branchiostomatidae. The transcript has a single exon. The record is from RefSeq and is a predicted model, not a curated record. Bases 1 to 843 code for a protein of 280 amino acids.